Mesitornis unicolor (brown roatelo) is the source of this 2283-nucleotide messenger RNA. It is a transcript of the gene NDUFS1, whose product is annotated as NADH dehydrogenase (ubiquinone) Fe-S protein 1, 75kDa (NADH-coenzyme Q reductase). The transcript is spliced from 16 exons. Gene Ontology annotation, biological process: ATP synthesis coupled electron transport. Gene Ontology annotation, cellular component: membrane. The record is from RefSeq and is a predicted model, not a curated record. Gene Ontology annotation, molecular function: iron-sulfur cluster binding; NADH dehydrogenase (ubiquinone) activity. The coding region runs from base 72 to 2027 and encodes 651 amino acids. Lineage: Eukaryota; Metazoa; Chordata; Aves; Mesitornithiformes; Mesitornithidae.
GUGAAAAGGCUGGAAUUCAGAUACCUCGGUUUUGUUACCAUGAUCGUCUCUCUGUUGCUGGAAACUGUAGGAUGUGUCUUGUGGAAAUAGAGAAAGCUCCAAAGCCAGUUGCUGCUUGUGCCAUGCCAGUUAUGAAGGGCUGGAACAUACUGACAAACUCCGAGAAGUCCAGGAAAGCAAGAGAGGGUGUGAUGGAGUUCCUGCUGGCAAAUCACCCAUUGGACUGUCCUAUCUGUGAUCAGGGUGGAGAAUGUGAUCUACAGGAUCAAUCGAUGAUGUUUGGCAGUGAUAGGAGUAGAUUUAGAGAGGGAAAACGUGCUGUGGAGGACAAGAACAUUGGUCCAUUAGUCAAAACAAUAAUGACUCGGUGUAUACAGUGCACUCGAUGUAUCAGGUUUGCUAGUGAGGUUGCAGGGGUAGAUGACUUGGGAACAACUGGAAGAGGAAAUGAUAUGCAAGUUGGUACUUACGUUGAAAAAAUGUUCAUGUCCGAGUUAUCAGGAAAUAUUAUUGACAUCUGUCCAGUUGGUGCUCUUACCUCCAAGCCAUAUGCCUUUACUGCACGCCCAUGGGAGACAAGGAAGGUAGAGUCAAUUGAUGUACUCGAUGCAGUUGGAAGCAACAUCGUAGUGAGCACAAGAACUGGAGAAGUGAUGAGAAUCUUGCCAAGGCUGCAUGAAGAUAUCAAUGAGGAAUGGAUAUCCGACAAAACGAGGUUUGCUUAUGAUGGUCUGAAGCGUCAGAGACUUACUCAGCCCAUGAUCAAAAAUGAGAAAGGACUAUUAGUUUAUGCCUCAUGGGAGGAUGUAUUAACUCGUGUUGCUGGUGUGCUACAGGCUGUCAAAGGUAAGGAAGUAGCAGCAAUUGUAGGAGGACUGGUGGAUGCAGAAGCACUAAUAGCUCUGAAAGACUUACUGAAUAGAGUAAAUUGUGAUACGCUCUGCACUGAAGAGGUCUUCCCUACUGCUGGAGCUGGCACAGAUUUACGCUCUAACUACCUGCUUAAUACCAAGAUUGCCGGAGUGGAGGAGGCAGAUGUCCUGCUUCUGGUUGGCACCAAUCCACGCUUUGAGGCACCGCUUUUUAAUGCUAGAAUUCGAAAGAGCUGGCUUCACAAUGACUUGCAAGUGGCCCUUGUUGGCUCUCCUGUGAAUUUGACCUACACAUACGAUCAUCUAGGAGAGUCCCCACAGAUACUCCAGGACAUUGCUUCUGGAAAACAUGCAUUCUCCAAGGUGCUUGACCAGGCCAAAAAGCCAAUGGUGGUGGUAGGUAGCGCAGCACUGCAGCGUGGUGAUGGAGCAGCUAUCCAUGCUGCCGUUUCCACCAUUGCACAGAAUGCCAGGACUAAGAGUGGUGUUGGUUCUGAUUGGAAAGUCAUGAACAUCCUCCACAGGGUUGCAAGCCAAGUCGCUGCUUUGGAUCUGGGUUUCAAACCAGGAGUGGAAGCAAUUAGGAAAAAUCCUCCCAAAGUAUUGUAUCUCCUGGGAGCAGAUUCAGGUUGUAUAACACGUCAGGAUUUGCCAAAGGAUUGUUUUAUCAUCUAUCAAGGACAUCAUGGGGAUGUGGGAGCUCCCAUGGCUGAUAUUAUUCUCCCAGGAGCAGCAUAUACAGAGAAGGCAGCCACAUACGUGAAUACUGAGGGUAGGGCACAGCAGACAAGAGUAGCAGUAACACCUCCUGGGAUGGCAAGGGAAGACUGGAGAAUUAUUAGAGCCAUCUCUGAGUUGGCUGGUAUGACCUUGCCUUAUGAGAACCUUGAUGAAAUACGGAAGCGUUUAGAAGAAGUAUCUCCUAAUCUGGUUCGAUAUGAUGAUGUGGAAGAGGCUAACUACUUCAACCAGGCAAAUGAAUUGUCAAAGUUGGUGAAGCAACAGCUUCUUGCUGAUCCUCUUGUUCCACCUCAGCUCACAAUAAAAGACUUUUAUAUGACAGAUUCUAUCAGUAGAGCAUCCCAGACAAUGGCCAAGUGUGUGAAAGCUGUUGUUGAAGGUGCUCAUGCAGUAGAAGAGCCAGCCAGCUGCUAGAGACUAAUCAGACUGCUACCACUUCCAUCCGAGUAUUUGUUGCAGUUAACUGCUGUGACUGAUUUUUUUUUUCCAAAUCUAUUUGCUAGAUCAUUGUAUUUUUCUUCAUUCACAUUUUCAUCCAUUCAGAUAGCCCUGUAUAGGACUGUUGUGUCUGAGAGAACACGCAGCACUGAACUUACUGUACCCAGAGGCAGAGUACAUAAUGAUUGUACACAAAUAAAUUAUAAUACCAAACAAUCCGUUACCUAUGUGA